This is a messenger RNA of Pteropus alecto (black flying fox), 850 nucleotides long. Its product is annotated as maestro heat-like repeat family member 5. Lineage: Eukaryota; Metazoa; Chordata; Mammalia; Chiroptera; Pteropodidae. The record is from RefSeq and is a predicted model, not a curated record. Gene Ontology annotation, cellular component: cytoplasm. Bases 26 to 418 code for a protein of 130 amino acids. The transcript has 3 exons.
GACCCUAGAAUCCCUCCUAAGGCUAAUGGAGACACUUAUUGUUGAGAUGCCCACUCGGAUCCAGAACUGCUUGGAGCUUCUGGACACAUGGCUUAAUUCCCAGAAGGACAAUGAGCGGGAACGGGCCAUGUGGUGUACUGCCCGUAUUCUUGGCUUCACUGCAAAAAUGAACAACUUCAAAGCAGAAAUCGAGUUCACCCGGCUGGGGCGCUUGGUAAGGCUGCUGGCCGUACGCUGCCAGGACCCAGUGGACAACAUCUGCUUCCUGUCUUCUCAGGCUGUCUACAACCUCUACUGUAUCCUCCUGCAGCAAAAGCGUAUGAAGAACCUUCUCUUAUGCCCCGGCAGACUCCCACUUAGGCCUGACCAUCCCCACACACUCUGUCCCAGAAGAGUGAACUUCAAGAAGUUCCACUGAGGAACCUGCCCGCAAACAUCUACAGACCUUCUUGGGACCAGAUACCUACACCGGAAACAGUUCUUUUGAAUUCAUUUUUCCUCCUCUAGCUGAGACCCAUACUCUUAUUCAGUUCUGUCUCUGUUCUGAGGCAGGGAAUGUGGAGGUUCCUCUGACCUCUGCUCUCACCAUUUCUUAUCUUAAUGCCCAUUCCUCUAUUCCCAGCCCCACAGGAUAUACAUCUCCCCAAGCUGACUUAGUUCAGUAGGAGUUUCAGGCUAGGCAGGUGGGAAAGGGAGGGGCCCAAGAUGCCUUCUGAGUGUCUGAGAGGUGGGAUUGGGUGUCUUUGUUUCAGAGAUGGGAAGGAAAACACAGGGCUUGUGGGAAGAAGAGGGCAAGCAUGAAGUCUAUAGUGCCAACGUGUUCUAUAACAACACCUUUGAAAUUGCCAAG